Messenger RNA from Colletotrichum lupini, 360 nucleotides. RefSeq lists its product as uncharacterized. The coding region runs from base 1 to 360 and encodes 119 amino acids. The transcript has 7 exons. Lineage: Eukaryota; Fungi; Ascomycota; Sordariomycetes; Glomerellales; Glomerellaceae. The record is from RefSeq and is a predicted model, not a curated record.
AUGCAUUUUUCUUGUCGUUCUGGCGCCGUGCAAUCACGAAUGACCUCUUGUACAUGGAAGGAUACCUUGCUGGUUGACAAGAAUUAUGACAAUGGUAUAGGCACGAAAUUUGUUCAUCUGAUCGGGGCAGGACAAGACGACCUAGGAUGCGUAUUCGAAGCAUAUCUCAUGAGGAGCGUUGCCCAUAACUCCCUCCGGAAAGAAAUUGUUUCAGAGUCUGUGCGGAAGAUUGACCUUAGAAUCUACAUUGGGAAGCGCGAAAUCGGAUGCGUUAUCCACUCAGGCCUUUACAUAGGGCUGAUUGUUGCUUCAAACCCUGAUCGAGCGAUGUUUGGAACUGGUCUCGGCUCCGCUACAUAA